Molecule: messenger RNA, 7157 nt
Organism: Cheilinus undulatus (humphead wrasse)
Lineage: Eukaryota; Metazoa; Chordata; Actinopteri; Labriformes; Labridae
Gene: nup210
Product: nucleoporin 210
Exons: 40
Coding region: 454-6111 (1885 amino acids)
Cellular component (GO): nuclear pore
Source: RefSeq, a predicted model, not a curated record
AAGUCCAAUUAUUGCUAAUGGCGGGUAUUUUUGCGGAAUAUGCAAAUUUUAAGCUAUAGUUCGCUUACUGUUACCAUUUACAUAAAACUGAGUAUAUGAAAUAAGAGGUCUCUUAGUAAAUCGAAGAUUUUUGUCGGAUAAACAAAGCAAAGGACCAGAUUCACCUUAAUAACAGGACUGUUGGACACUGACUGUUAUCAUGUGGCAGCUACCCGUUAACUACUGACUCAAACAGAAACCUGACAGGAAGACGGCGUGUGAUUGACUUCAGUAAAAGAGCGACACUUGAGAUGCUAGCUCACCUUAAUGUCUGUCUCAGUGAAGCAAAACAACGAAAUUGCAGCUCAUGUAGCGAACUUAAUGGUAGGGAAGAAGUUUAGCUUGUAGUACAGGAACUCAAGGUUCAUUCAUUCGACCGCUGGCUUCGCUGCCAAUGAAUCUCGUGAAGCGGAAAUGGUUCCGUUAAGGUUAUCAGUGCUUGUAUUAGUAUUGUUAAUACCAGUUAUACAAGUUAAGGGUACCGCGAAACUAAAUAUCCCAAAAGUGUUGCUACCGCUUGCCAGAAGUACCAGAAUCUCCUACACACUGGAAAUAAACAACGGAGGCUGCUACAGAUGGUCUUCCUCCAGACCCGAGGUGGCCAGUAUCCAGCCCAUAGAAGAAGAUAAUGGCACAGGCUGCUCCCGAAAAGCUGUUCUCCAGGCUCUCUCCACACAGCCUUCCAGGCUGACCAGCAUCAUACUGGCUGAAGAUGUUGUUACAGGACACGUGCUGCGUUGCGACGCAAUAGUUGAUGUCAUUAAUGAGAUCCAGAUUGUGUCAACCACCAGAGAGCUUCACCUGGAGGACUCCCCACUAGAGCUCAAAAUUCAUGCACUGGACUCUGAAGGAAACACCUUCACCACCCUCUCAGGUCUGGUAUUCGACUGGACCUUAGUGAAAGAUGUAGAUGCAAAUGGAUUCUCUGAUUCUUACAAUGCAUUACGGGUACUUAAAUUCUCUGAGUCCACAUACACUCCACUUGCAUACAUAUCUGAAAUGGAGCGUGUCGGGAAACAGGGGGAUGUUAUAUUGGUGUCCGGACUGAAAACAGGACAUGCUAAGUUGAAAGCCAAAAUUCAAGAGCCUUUGUACAAGGAUGUGGGUGCAGCUGAGGUGAGACUGCUGAUUUUAGAGAACAUCCUGCUGAGCCCUGAACAUGACGUCUACUUGUUGGCCGGAACUUCCAUCCGUUACAGAGUCCUGAAGAUUAGACAGGGCAUGAUGACAGAGCUCCCCAUGCCUUCUGAUAAUUAUGAGCUGCACCUUCAGAACAGCGUGGUUGGCCCUGAUGGGAACCCAGAGGUUGCUGUGGCCAGUCUGGAUCAAAGCAGCUCCACAGCUACAGCAAAUCAGAUUGGACACAUUAACGUGGUGUUGGAUCAUAAGAGCCCCCGAAUGCAAGGAGUGUCUCACCUUCCAAACAACACACUGUACGUGGUUGAACCAGGCUAUCUAGGUUUUAAAAUUCGUCCAGGAGACAGCUGGGUUCUUGAAACUAGUCGAGUAUAUGAUAUCUACAUUGAAGUAUUUGAUAAAUCUGGCCACAAAAUUCACCUCUCAGAUAAUGUCCGUAUUAGCACUGUUUUCCCUGUGGAGUACUUUGACCUUCAGCAUUCAUCUCUGAACGGAUCAUAUCAUCGUGUUGAAGCACUAAAAGAAGGUCUCACUGUCAUUGAUGCUACCCUGACAGCCAUUGUGGAUGCUAGUGGAACAGCUCAUUCACUCACCAACCCUGUCCACAGUGAACAGGAUGUAGAAAUUUAUAACCCCAUAGUUCUUACUCCCAGUAUACUUACGUUUCCAUGGCAGCCUAAGGUUGGAGCAUAUCAGUACACAAUAAAGGCUACAGGAGGAAGUGGAAAUUUCAGCUGGUCUGCCUCCAAUACAGCUGUUGCCACGGUGACGGUGAAAGGAGUGAUGACUACAGUCAGUGACGUUGGCCUCAGUGUAGUUAAGGCUCAUGAUCUACGUAACUCACUACACUUUGGUCAGAUGAAGGUGUAUGUUGUUGAACCCGUGGCCAUGGACUUCGCUCCAUGCGCAGUGGAGGCCAGCGUGGGUCAGAUCCUAGAUCUUCCACUCAGGAUCUUUGGCCUGCUGGAUGAAGUGGAGAAAGAGCAAGUCAUGUUGAGUGACUGCUCCCACUUUGACCUGCAGGUAGAGGAGGACAACCAUGGAGUUUUUCAGCUACUUGACGAGAGAAUGGCUCCGGGCCAGGACCGCUGCAGUGGGGUGAGAGCCCAAGCCCUUGCUUCUGGCUACACCAUGCUGACUGUCAGUUACACCCACGGCAACGUUCACCUCAGUGCCAAGAUCACCAUUGCUGCAUAUCUUCCCCUCAGAGCUGUUGACCCUAUAUCCGUGGCUGUGGUAACUCUGGGAUCAUACAAAGACAUGAUAUUUGAGGGCGGACCACGGCCUUGGGUUUUAGAGCCCUCAAAGUUCUUCUGCAACUUGCGUGCAGAGGAUGAAUCAAGUGUGAGCCUCACUCUGACCAGUCCCUCGUCACACACUUACAACCAACACUUGGUCAGAGCAACCUGCACAGCUUUGGGAGAGCAGGUGUUGGAGGUAACUGUGGGGAAUGAGCCUAGCGUGACCAAUCCUUUCCCAGCUGUGGAGCCGGCUGUUGUGAAGUUUGUUUGUGCCCCUCCAUCUCGCUUCACCCUGGUCCUGGUGUAUACCAACCCACAGCUGGACCUGACCUGCCCCCUGCUGCAACAGAACAAACAAGUGGUACCCGUUUCAAAUUACCGAAACCCCGUACUGGAUUUGGCUGCUUUUGAUCAACAAGGAAGGAAGUUUGACAAUUUCAGCUCCUUAAGCAUGAUGUGGAAAUCGAGCGUGGUGUCUCUGGCGAGUGUUGAACCCACUAUGCCCAUGGAUCUGCUACAAUUUGAGGAUGGCAACAAACAGAUGAAACUUCACGGACGUCGCACGGUUCUUGUCCAUCAUCAGACAGGCAUGGCUGCCAUCACAGUGACUGCUCUGGGUUACCAGGUUUCCCAUCUUGCAGCAGCUAAUGUACCCAGUCUAUAUGAGUCCUUGACUCCUGUCUCAGCCACACUUGAGCUCCUGUUGGUAGAAGAUGUGAGGAUCUCUCCUGACGCAGUGACCAUAUACAACCACCCAGAUGUGCGGGCAAACUUGGCUCUACAAGAAGGCUCAGGAUAUUUUUUUGUUAAUACCAGCGUUAAAGGGACAGUCGAUGUUGUAUUCCAGGAGGCCCAAAGAAUAGCUCAGGUGUCUCCCAUCCAACCAGGGGAAGUGAACGUGAUGGUUCAUGAUCUCUGUCUUGCUUUUCCAACCCCUGCCAAGGCCUCAGUCCACGUUUCUGGCAUCCUGGAGGUUUCUGUCAGGGUGGUAGAUAAGGUGGAGAUAGGCAAAUCUGUGACGGCUUAUGUCAGAGUGUUGGAUGAUAAUAAGAAGCCCUUCCCAUCCAGCUAUUUCACUUACAUGAAUCUUAAACUCAAAGCAGCUUCAUCCAUAGUCUCUCUAAAAUCAUUAGCAGAAGCCACAGAAAAAGACACAGCUGUUUUCCAGGUGAAAGGUGUUUCUAUUGGUCAGACCACUGUGACCGCUUUCGUUGUGGAUAAAAAUGGGAAAAAAAUUGCAUCCCUACCUCAGCAAAUUGAGGUAUUUCCACCAUUUAAGCUUAUCCCAAGGAAAGUAACUCUAUUAAUUGGAGCUAUGAUGCAGAUCACAUCUGAAGGUGGCCCUCAGCCUCAGUCCAAUAUCCUUUUCUCCAUUUCCAACAAGGAAAUAGCGUCUGUUAACAGCAUGGGUCACGUCAGGGGUGUGGACAUCGGCAAUGUUACUUUGACUGGAUUGGUCCAAGCUGUUGAUGCAGAGACUGGAAAGUUGGUCAUUGUGUCUCAGGAUCAAGUUGGAGUCGAGGUUGUGCAGUUGGCAGCCAUUCGAAUUAAAGCACCUAUCACAAGGAUGAAGACGGGAGCACAGAUGCCUGUGUAUGUGAUGGGUCUGACCAGCAGUCAGACACCCUUCUCCUUUGGCAGCGCUCUGCCCAGUCUUAGCUUCCACUGGUCCACCACUAAGAGAGACAUCCUAGAUGUUGAGUCAAGACACAUUGAGGCUAACAUGGAACUCCAGUCAGAGCACAACUUUGGCAUGAGGGUGACGGGAAGAACAAGAGGGAGGACAGGACUGAAGGUGGUGCUUAGGGUAACAGACCCUCAGGCUGGGCAGCUCCUAGGGAAUCUGCAGGAGCUAACAGAUGAGGUUCAAAUCCAGGUAUACGACAAGCUGCAAAUGCUUAAUCCUGGAGUAGAAGCCGGGGAGUUACUUAUGGCUCCAAACUCAGCUCUUAAACUUCAGACUAACAGGGAUGGUGUGGGUGCAGUCUCUUACCGAAUGCUGGCCUGCCCUGACCAGGUUGUUAUCGCUCAAGUGGAUGAUAAGGGCUUUCUGUCUUCUGGCUCACUCACCGGCAUCUCUUCUCUACUGAUCUCCUCGCAUGAGACCUUUGGUGUCAAUCAAACUCUCAUCCUUGCUGUGAAGGUGCUGCCUGUGUCCUACGUGAGGUUCAGCACUAGUCCAGUUCUCUAUACGCACAACAAAGAGGGUCUGAAAACCUUUCCCCUCGGAACAGUGCUCACCUUCUCAGUCCACUUUCAUGCCAGCACUGGGGAGACCCUGCACAGCUCCAACACACAACUCAUAUUUGCCACGAACAGAGACGACCUGGUGCAGGUGGGGAUAGGGCCUGCUAACAACACUCUGACCGUGAGGACCAUCAACACAGGCCUCACUCUUCUUGCUGUGUGGGACAGCGGAAACAGGGGUGUGGCGGACUAUGUUCCUAUACCUGUGGGGCAUGCUAUCUAUCCACAUGGUGCCGAGAUCCAUGGACUGGUGAUUGGAGAUGUGGUUUGCUUCAAUGCCCCUUUGACUGGUACAGAUGGUGGUGAUGGUACAUGGAGCUCCUCAGCUGAUGGUGUUCUUCAGGUGGAUCCUAAAAGUGGUGCAGUUGUAGCCAGAGGUGCUGGAGCAGCCACUGUGUACUACGAGAUUUCUGGCUUUUUGAAAACAUACAUAGAGGUGGUGGUGAAGGCACCUUCAAGGACAGCUGCUAUGGCUUCGCCCACAGCCGUCAGGAUCGGCAAGAAAACAAAAGUCCUCCUCACCACCACAGAAAAAGGAACUCACCUAAUUGGAAGCUGCUCUGCUGCCCAGACUGAAGCUAUUUCUCAGCUGCAGCCACAAACCUCAGUCAGCUGCCAUCUCAGCUUCACUAGCGAUGCCGUGGACUUCCCUGCUAAUGAUGUCUUCACAAAGCGCGUCAGCUUUGACACCAGCUCUGGCCUCUACACAUGUUCCAUAACCCUGCAGCCAGUAACAGAGCAGCAAAAAUUGUCCACAACCAACCUGCUGGUGAAGGCCGGCCUGGAGGGCAGUGCGUUCUCUGGGGAACAAGUGAGUGCCAUUCUACCCAUAGAUCUGGGCCUGUACUCUGACUCAACAGAACUGCUGCUCUCAAGUCUGCACCCAUCAGCUGAGCUCACCAUCUAUGGCCCCACAGCCGCCCUGUCGGAUAUGAAGGUUGUCUCUACUUCUCCAAACAUUGCUAUCCAAGAGAAAGAGGUCCAUCAUACCUAUCCGAGUUUUUCCAAGUACACCAUCAGUGCUGUGGACCCUCAGGCAGCAGUCUCGGCCUCUAUUUCUGUUAGCAGCACUUCCUAUGGCCAGAAUCUCGUCAUCCCAGUCACUUUGAUUCCUGUGGCUGAUGCUCACGCUGCCAAAGAAGCAGCAGCUCCCCUGGUGAGUAACCAGCCAGGGGGCCACUCCCUGCAGAAUCUCAUUGACAGCUACCAGAUGAUUUUCUUCUCCCUGUUCUCUCUGUUGGCCGGCACAGCUAUCAUCAUCAUCGUCCUCCACACGGUCUUCUCUCCCAGGGAAAAUGCUUAUCAUCCCGUUUUCAUUGCCAGGACGCCACCAGCAGACUCAGGUUUAGGCACUCCAGAUGGGAAUUUUUUCAAUCACAGAAUACCGAGAGCAGACCCAAACAGCAGUCCCAGGUCACGUCUCUAUUCUCCAAAAUACGGGUCCUGAUAAAGCUUGCUGCUGUCAGGUCUCCUCCUCCUCAAAAAAAAAAAAAAAAAAAAAAAAAAAACCACCACAGGCCAUUAAUGCAUAUUGAAUGUGCCUCUGUCCCUAUGUACAAAUGCAGUGGGAUGUGGCUGCAAACUCACUUGUAUUCACAUGUAAGUACAGGCGCUUGAGGAAACUAUACUUUUUUUUUUUGAGAACAGCAGAUCAGUUCAGAGCUGAGAGCUAUUUUCUCUGUUUUUUGUGUGUAAACAGGUUUAUCCACUUUUCUUGCGGUUUGAAAAACGUUUUUUAAAAACAACCACUCAGUUGCUUAGUUCUAUCUUUUAAGGAGUUUGCAGAGUGCUAAAACCAAAUAACUCAUUUGAAUAAGUCUACUUCCUGUAUUUGUUUGUGCUUUAUUUGUGUGCUAUGUAUCAUAUUUGACAUGUGAAAACUAAUAUCUCAGGAUGAACCUUGUUCUUGUAUGACAGAGAGGAAAUGUUAAUAAUAUUUUUCCAAAAAGUGCAUUUCCUUUGUUAUGUUGUAGCUCAUGUGUGAAAAUGCUGUCACUGAGACCGUCCUCCUCAGGUGAGGAACCCAUUAAUGUGCAGAAGCCUCACUUGGAAAAUCACUCUGUUUUGGGCAUUUUGGGAAGUUAAACUUCACGUUGUUGAACACUUCUGAGUUUUGAGCCACAGUGCAUGUAGCUCCUGUCUAUUUCAUAAAUGUGAAACAGUUAAGGAAUGUGAACAGUUUUCAGUUUUCAUUUAAUGUUUAUUCAAUUCAGAAUCAGUCAGAUGUGACCUUACUGUAGCGCUGUGGGAUUACAAGAACAUAAUAGUGUGACUUUGUUUUUAAUGAGAUAUUUUUGUAUUUGAGGAAAUAUGUUGAAAAGGACUCGUAUUUAUGUUAGAAAGUGAAAUUCAGUUUUACUGUAUGAGGAGUCACAUGGCUUCAGAGAUUUUUUUUGUGUCUAGAAUUCCUGGUCCUGCCUUACAAUCAGAUGUGUACAGCUUUUGGCACAUAAUGCAGACACAAGUUUGUUAAUAUGCUCUUGCUUUUGCUAA